This is a messenger RNA of Gopherus flavomarginatus (Mexican gopher tortoise), 917 nucleotides long. Its product is annotated as transmembrane protein 100-like. Gene Ontology annotation, biological process: cellular response to BMP stimulus. The transcript has 3 exons. Lineage: Eukaryota; Metazoa; Chordata; Testudines; Testudinidae. Bases 289 to 666 code for a protein of 125 amino acids. The record is from RefSeq and is a predicted model, not a curated record.
CGGGGGGCAGAGUUCUUGGCCAGGGUUAUAUUAUUAAGAAAACAAAUUAUUGCACUUCUGCCAGGCAGAUAAGGGAGAGACGGAGUCUGGGACGGGGACAGAGAGAGAGAGAAAGACAGAGCAGAGAAACAGAAAGAAGGUGCAAAGGGCUGGAGCAGGGGGCAGAGGGCGGGGUAAGGAGGACGGAGGGAACGUGAAAGAGGAAAAAGAAGUGGAGAACCCAAGCGCUCAAAAGGCCGCGGCCCCGGGCAGCUGUGAGGAGCUUGCCUCCACCCUCCCCCGACUGCCAUGUCUGCCCCCCCGGUGCCGUCUGACCACGUGACAGUGAACAUGGCCACGGAAGAGGUCCAGAUCCAGCUGUGCCCGGACCCACGUCUGGUGAGCACGGCUACGGGCGGCGUGGAAGGCGCCUGCCACAGCUGCCUCCUGCCCUUCAGCGUGGUGGCGGCGCUGAUCGGGGUGGCGGUGACGGCCCUGGCCUACGCCCGGGAUGCCCAGGGCUUGGUGCUGGGGGUGCUAGGGCUGUCCCUGCUGGGUGCCGGGGUGCUGGGCCUGGCCGGGAGCUACCUGACCUACCGCUGCCGGGGCCGCAAGAUCAGGGGCUGGAGACGCGGCAGCUUCACCCUGCUGGUGGGGGACCAGCAGCAGAAGAAGGCGGUGGUGUGAGAGUCCGAUCCAGGCCAGCAUGGGGCUCCAGUCCGGGUUUGGGCUCCAUCCCGACUCCGAUCCGGGCCAGUGCAGGGCUCCACUCCGUGUUCUGCCUCCAUCCCAAUUCUGAUCCGGGCUGGCGUGGGACUCCAGUCCAGGUUCUGCCUCCAUCCCGAUUCUGAUCCGGGCCGGCGUCGGGCUCCAGUCCGGGUUCCUCCUCCAUCUCGAUCCCAAACCGGGCCGGCGUGGGGCUCCAGUCCGGGUUCUGC